AUUUUAAGGGAAAAAACCAUUCUAUGUAUUUUGUAUUCACGUUGGCUCUUGGAUUAUACAAUACCGUUCCCGUAGCCCUGGGUUACGGGACGGGUUGCGGGACGAGUUACGGGUCCUUUUAAGUACGCAAGGAUUCAUGGGAUAUACAUCAGUCACCAGGUGCACGGUUUCAAUCAAGGAACGCCUGCCGGUAGUCGUAACCAGUGGUGCAAUUUGUGUUCUUAUUUCUGAAAUGAAUGUAUUAGAAAUCCCUCGGUUAACUGGAUCAUUAAGAGCAUUUUCAGGCUUAUCUUUAUCGAGCCAUGUUACAGAUAGCGAGGGCCAUGAAUUGGUGAGGAAACGAAAGAUCAGAGCGAAGAAACAACGCGAAGGAGAAUUGAAUUGGACGGAACUAAAAACUGCUAUACAUGAUUGUAUCGUUGAUGAUAGCAAUGCUAAAACAGAGGUUAAGAUACUGUUACGAGAACUUCUUCAGACAACCAAAGAAAUAUAUGGUGCUGAAGCCGAUAUAGAAGCUCUACAAGAAGCUGCAGUGUCACUUUUUGAUAUCCUCAAAGGCUGCGAACAAUUAAGUCAAACAGAAAGUGCAAAAAUAAGAUCGUUAUUUGGUGCUUUCCCUGCUUCAUCAGGCACUAAACUUUGUCAUAUCAUUCAGUCAAUUUACCAUUUAAUUUCCUCUGAAAAGUUAGCUCAAAUUUUGAGAAACAAAAAAUCAAAAGAAAAUAAUGAACAACUGGCUGAAUUUGGAGAAGGAAUACCUUUUUUCCAGCCUGAAAUAAGACAAAGAGAAGGAGAGGAAGAAUGGAGUUCUAGUUCAGAUGAGGAAGGAGAAUCAGUGCUUGAUACUUUUUUACGGAUAAAUCACGAACAAAGCUCCAAGAAGAAAGAGGAGAAGACAGACCAAUCUAGUCAUAGUUCAGUAAAUCAAUCAUGGUUAAUGGAGGAAUGUCAAAAGCAUUCAGUGUCAACCGAAGGAGGACUGAAUGCGGAAGAUUUGUUUUCUGCCUUGUUUGAAAUGCUGAGCUCUGAAAGAAACAAUGAAGCAAUCCAGAAUGACCUUCUAGAACUUCUUGGUUUUGAUGCUAUUGAUUUGAUAUCAAAGAUACUUCAGGAAAGAUACAAUAUUGUGACAUCAAUCCUAGAUGGAGGACAUGAAUCAGUAGGUCAAGGAAAAGAAUAUAUCAAAAGAAGCAAGAACACCAGCACAAGACCAGACCAAAGUCAACCUAAAUAUGGAUGUCAAGUUGUCAUUCAGUCUGAAGAAGAAAAGUUGUUAAUGAAACAAGCAAGAAAAGAGGGAAGACGACAAGCUCGUCGUGACAAGGGGGAUGGCGAUGAUGGUGUGGAUCAAGAAACUUACCUCAAGGAAUUGGGAUUUGAUCCUGAAAUGCUUGCAGCUCAAAGGGAAUCUGCUUUAUUCCAUGCUUCCUCUAAAUCAUUAUUUAGCAAGACAGAGAGACAAACAAGACCACGGGAAAUAUACCCCCAUGUCUAUGAUGAAGCUCACAAUGCACAAGCUGCAUUUGGUUUUGUGGCUGGUACCAAGAUUUGUUUGCCAACCACUGCAAAGCGUAAGAUAACCAAAACAUAUGAAGAGGUGUCUAUUCCUCAUUCCCAGAAUGUAGCAGUGGUUGCUGGAGAGAGACUGGUACCAAUUAGUGAACUCGAUGAGAUCGGCCAGGCGGCAUUCAAAGGAAUGAAAAGCCUCAACAGAAUUCAGUCUAUCGUUUAUGACAGUGCAUACAAUACUAAUGAGAAUCUGUUGAUCUGCGCACCUACAGGUGCAGGGAAGACCAACAUUGCUAUGAUGACAAUCGUCAGGGAAAUCAAACAGAACAUCGAACAAGGAGUCAUAAGGAAAGACAAGUUCAAGAUAGUUUAUGUGGCGCCCAUGAAAGCUUUAGCAGCUGAAAUGGUACGUAAUUUUGGUAGAAGACUCUCUCCACUUGGCAUCUCUGUACGUGAGUUGACUGGCGACAUGCAACUGACCAAGGCUGAGAUACACAAGACACAGAUGUUAGUGACCACGCCUGAGAAAUGGGACGUGGUAACGCGAAAGAGCACUGGUGACGUGGCCCUGGCACAGCUGGUUAAACUACUCAUCAUUGAUGAAGUUCAUUUGCUGCACGAUGAUCGAGGCUCUGUUAUAGAGUGCUUGGUGGCUAGAACCUUGAGGCAGGUUGAGACAUCCCAGAGCAUGAUUCGUAUAGUUGGUCUCUCGGCUACUUUACCUAACUUCAUGGACGUGGCUUGUUUCCUUCGCGUCAGUCCUUAUGAAGGCCUCUUCGUCUUUGAUGGCAGAUUCCGUCCAGUUCCUCUCGGACAGACAUUCAUUGGUGUCAAAGGAACGAGUAGUUACCAGGUCGCUAAUGAGAUGGACAAAGUAUGUUAUGAUAAAGUACUUGAGAACGUCGAGAAGGGUCACCAGGUAAUGGUUUUCGUGCAUGCGAGAAACGCUACAGUCAAGACAGCCAUGGUGUUACGAGAACUAGCAAACAAUCAUGGUGAUUCUAAGUGCUUUAGAGCUGAUCAAGACCCUCAGUUUGGUGCUGCUGAAAAACAGGUGACGAAGUCCAGGAACAAGCCUCUUCGUGAUCUGUUUCCUGAUGGGUUCAGCACACACCACGCUGGUAUGCUGAGACAAGAUCGUACUUUAGUAGAACAGCUUUUCUCGAAAGGCUUGAUAAAAGUGUUGGUGUGUACUGCUACGCUUGCUUGGGGAGUCAACCUUCCUGCACACGCUGUCGUCAUCAAGGGUACCCAAGUGUAUGACGCAAAGAAGGGUUCAUUCGUGGAUAUUGGUAUACUAGAUGUGUUACAGAUCUUUGGUCGUGCAGGGCGCCCACAGUAUGACAAGUUUGGUGAAGGAACCAUCAUCACGACACACGAUAGACUCACCCAUUAUCUGUCGCUGCUGACCAGACAGACACCCAUUGAAAGUACUCUCACCGCGAGUCUGGCAGACAGCUUGAAUGCUGAGAUCACACUGGGUACGGUCACCACCAUCGAUGAAGCAGUGAAGUGGUUAAGCUACUCGUACUUGUACAUCCGCAUGACUGUAAACCCAUUAGUGUAUGGGAUAUCCUACAAAGAGAAAGAGGACGAUCCUCUAUUGGAGAAUUACCGCAGAAAACUCGUGGUGGAGUCUGCACGUAAGCUGGACAAGGCGCAGAUGAUACGAUACACGGAGAAACAAGGUUACCUGUCUCCUACCGAUCUGGGAAGAACGUCAAGUCAUUUUUACAUCAAGUGUGAAACCAUCGAGACGUUUAACGAACGUUUUGGACCCAACUUGACGCUUCCAGAAAUCCUAGAGAUGUUGUCACAUUCUUUGGAGUUCGAACAAGUGAAGGUGCGAGAGGACGAGAUGGCCGAACUUGAGGAGCAUCUACACGAAGACUGUUUAGUCCAUCCCGUCAAGGGAGGGGUAGAGAACUCGUAUGGCAAGGUGAACAUAUUGCUUCAGACGUACAUUAGCCGUGGUCACGUGGAGUCUUUCUCUCUUGUUUCUGAUCUCGCAUAUGUAGCACAGAACUGUGGUCGUCUGGUCCGAGGUCUGUUCGACAUUGCUCUUCGUAAAGGCUACCCAACAUUAGCCGUACGGUUACUCACUCUGAGUAAAACUAUAGACAAAAGGCUCUGGCACGAAGACAACCCGCUCAGACAGUUCACGAUACUUGGGCCUGAAAUACUGAAUAAACUGGAGGCAAGGCGAGCUACAAUACCGAUAUUAAGAGACAUGAGAGCUGAUGACAUAGGCCACCUCGUCCAUCAUGUUCGUAUGGGUCAAACCAUAAAGUCUUGUGUAAAGCGGUUUCCAUCGAUUUCCAUAGCAGCAAGUAUCCAACCAAUCACGAGGACUGUACUGCGCGUGCGCCUUACCAUUCGGGCCGAGUUUGAAUGGAACGAUAAGCUUCACGGUAAUACUGAGCCGUGGUGGAUCUGGGUCGAGGAUCCUGAUCGUCAACAUAUUUAUCAUUCUGAAUACUUCCUUCUGCACAAGAAACAGGUACUUUCAGAGGAGGAUCUAAGCCUCGUGUUUACCAUACCAAUCAUCGAACCCCUCCCCCCGCAGUACUACGUCCACGCUGUUUCAGACCGCUGGCUGGCCGCAGAAACUGUUUGUGCCAUCUCCUUCCAACAUUUGAUUCUACCAGAGAAGCACCCCCCUCACACAGAACUACUCGAUUUACAACCACUACCCGUCAGUGCGUUAAACAAUGUCAGUUAUCAGAUGUUGUAUAAGUUUACGCACUUUAACCCAGUACAGACUCAGGUAUUCCAUACUGUGUACAAUACAGACCACAACGUUCUUCUUGGUGCACCAACAGGAUCGGGAAAGACAGCUGUGGCAGAACUAGCGAUAUUUAGAGUUUUUGAGAAAUACCCAGGAUCCAAGACUGUCUACAUUGCACCGUUGAAGGCACUGGUACGUGAACGAAUCGAGGACUGGAAAGUGCGCUUUGGCCAGAAGUUGGGCAAAAGAGUAAUCGAACUGACGGGUGACGUUGCUCCUGACGCUCGCUCCAUCAGCCAAGCUGACGUCAUAGUAACCACACCCGAGAAAUGGGACGGUAUCAGCCGUAGCUGGCAGACCAGGAAUUACGUCAGGGCUGUCAAACUGUUGGUUAUCGAUGAGAUUCAUCUCCUUGGUGAUGACCGUGGUCCUGUGUUGGAGGUCAUCGUGUCUAGAAGUAACUUUAUCUCGUCUCACACGGAGAAUAAAGUCAGGGUUGUUGGUUUGUCGACUGCACUGGCUAAUGCACAAGAUCUGGCUGACUGGUUGGAUAUCGGAACGGCUGGUAUGUUCAACUUCCGUCCAUCUGUGCGCCCAGUCCCCCUCGAGGUCCACAUCACGGGAUUUCCCGGCAAGCACUACUGCCCUCGUAUGGCCACCAUGAACAAACCAACAUUCAAAGCCAUUCUGACCCAUUCUCCUGAUAAACCUGUCCUCGUCUUCGUGUCAUCCAGACGUCAAACAAGGUUGACAGCUCUUGACUUGAUAGCUUUUCUUGCUGCUGAAGAUAACCCCAAACAAUGGCUGCACAUGCCAGAAGAAGAGAUGGACUUCAUUCUUCGUUCAAUCCACGACAAUAACCUCAAGUUGACUCUGUCAUUUGGCAUCGGUCUGCAUCACGCUGGUCUACACGAGCACGACCGCAAGACUAUCGAGGAACUCUUCGUUAAUCAGAAAAUACAGAUACUGAUCGCCACAAGUACUCUAGCCUGGGGAGUGAACUUCCCAGCUCAUCUAGUAGUAAUCAAAGGCACAGAGUACUUUGAUGGUAAGACAUGUCGAUAUGUAGAUUUUCCCAUCACUGACGUGCUUCAGAUGAUGGGACGAGCUGGACGCCCGCAGUUCGACGACCAAGGUACAGCGGUCAUACUCGUGCACGACAUCAAGAAACAUUUCUAUAAGAAGUUUUUGUACGAACCGUUUCCCGUGGAAUCAAGCUUACUCGAAGUAUUGCCUGAGCACUUGAACGCCGAGAUAGUAGCAGGAACGAUCUCUUCCAAGCAAGACGCCAUGGAUUACCUGACUUGGACGUACUUCUUCCGUCGCUUGGUGAUGAAUCCAACAUACUACGAUCUACAAGACACCGACCACGACAGCAUCAACGCAUUUCUGUCAGAACUGGUCGAGAAAGCUACUUCAGAACUACAGUCGUGUGGCUGUUUACAGAUUGAGGAGGACAAUGUGACGUUGUCACCUACCACCCCAGCACAGAUAUCAUCCUACUAUUACCUCAGUCACCUGACCAUGCGCAUGUUCAGUGAGGAGUUGAACGCUGACUGUAGUCUGCCAGAUCUGCUCAAGAUACUCGCGGAUGCAGAAGAAUAUACACAGUUACCAGUACGACACAAUGAAGAUGCACUAAACAAGGAACUAUCAGAACAUCUUCCAUUAGAAGUACCACCUCACUCGUUCGACGAUCCCCACACCAAGGCUAACCUGUUAUUCCAGGCUCAUUUCUCGCGGGUAGGGCUACCCAUCAGUGACUUCCUCACAGAUCAAAAGUCUGUCUUGGACCAAGCAAUACGUAUACUGCAGGCGAUGAUUGACCUGUCAGCAGACGAAGGUUGGCUCGCCACUUCUCUUCGUAUCAUGCACAUUGUUCAGAUGGUUAUCCAGGGUCGUUGGCUCCAAGACUCUACAUUGAUGACACUGCCGUCAAUUUCAGACCAACACCUCCCCCUCUUCGUAGGACCUCGCAGAGAACCAAUAGAAAGUCUUCCUGAACUUUUGGACUUCGUGGGAUCGGAUCCCGAAGCGUUGGCGAAGUUGUUACGAGGAUCGUUCAGUGCUAACCACAUUGAACAUUUAUUGAAUAUAGUCAAACGUCUACCUGUGGUAGGAAUAUCAGUAAAACUGCGCGGGGCCUGGGCUGACGGUGAUGGAGCUCAGCAAGAGGAAAGACCGCUGGACAUUGAAACGCUAGAAGGUCGUCAUGACAACUGGUCAAAAGUGCACGCUGACCAGGAAUACUCGCUGAAUAUCGAGUUAAAGCGAUUGAAUCGUUUUAAGGGAAGUGAGCUGAAAGCACAUGCUCCAUACUUCCCUAAAGCCAAGAGUGAAGGAUGGUGGAUGGUGCUAGGAGACACAGAUUCUGGUGAACUAUUGGCUCUCAAGAGAAUAGGCAACAUCCGCAGCUCUACACGUGCCACGCUCUCCUUCUACACACCAGAGAUCGAAGGAAGAAAGAUCUAUACUCUGUACUUGAUAAGUGACUGCUAUUUGGGCCUUGAUCAACAGUACGAUCUGUACUUUGAGAUAGUUGAAUCGAGCAUUGUCAGCCAGUUUAUAACGGAGGUCACUCUUUAAUAUGAAUUAGGAUUAUCUCAACCCCUCCCUCCCUCCCACGGGAUGAGAGCACACUCUUCCCUAGGUGGGUAUAGUGGGGGAUAAGCGGUUGUACUUUGCAAGUGAAUAACACAACACGAGAAAAGUUAUAAAAAUGAUGUUGCUGUUCAUAUCCAAGCUUCUUUAUAUUUCUGGAGCGCUCCAUAAUAUCGCUGUUUAUUAGCUGUUUCGAGUUUGACAAAAAUACUGGAUCGAGUUGGCGUCGUAGUGCAUUGGGCUGAUUUAGGGGGCGAAAUAGCUGCCAUCUUGGAAAAGUAUCCUCCAAAACAGCCCCACAAUGCACUGCAAUGCCAACUCGAUCCAGUUUUCCCCUCCACCUCGGAAUAGCUAAUAAUAGGUAGAUUAAGAUUCCCGCUCUUUAUUCCGACAAACGGCAAACGUGACCACGUUUCCCUACAUCUCACUUUACCUUUUGCAAACCUUCCCAACAAAGACAAGUAUUCUUUUUAUCUACUACUUGGAGAAUUUUUCGAUUCCUUUUCACUAAUUUUAAAGAAUUUUUUAAUGGUCAACUGACGUUUCACGUUUGCCGUUAACGAGAAGCUUAAACUCUCUAAUGACGUUUGUAUACGCAGGUCUGGUACAAUCCUCGUAUCUUUCCGUCAAAUGACACCCUACUUGAAAUAUUGACGAGAACGAAUGGGAGUCAUAACAACAUGAAAGUAUCAGUUGGUUUCUGUUUAGAGAAUAACAUGUAGUAUUAAACUAUUUGCCUGAAAUUAAAACAAAUCACUUACGUAGUUUAGCUGAAGAUUUGGCACCUGACAAAAGCCACUGCUGGUAAAAGCCACUCGUAUAUUUUUGAAGGCUUUAAGCUAAUCUAUGCGCUAUUAUCAACACAUCUUUAGAACAAGCACCAGGAACAAAACGAAGCUGGUGUUUGCAUACUGCAUAAUUUCUUUUCUCGCACCUUCCACAAUAAAUAUCAGCUGCCAAGCUUUGUUGCUCGAUUGCAUUGGAAAUGAUCAAGAAAGCAAAUAUUUUUUUCAUCUCGAGUUGGAACGUUCGAUUUGUGCGCGCGCACAAAAUGAUCUCAAAACCACUGAAUUACCAUCAAAAUAUUCAAUAUAUCGAAAACGAGCUCGGUACACCCGCUUUUCUUUCUUUAUUCUAAAUAAGCGAUAAAGUCUGCAUUAAAUAGCCCUGUUACAAAGUUUUCUAAUUACUUUUUUCUAAAGUAGUCAGCCUGGCCCACCUUAUUGGCUGCAGUUUCCUUGGUUCAUAGACAGCAGUCUACAGCUUAUCCUUCAGAGAUACGAAUCUACUUAUGCACUUGGAAGAAUCAAAAAUAUAUGAUCAUUGACAAAAUUAUCUGGAUGCAAAAAUCAUAUCAUAAAAAUCUGUUUACAUGUU
This is a messenger RNA of Actinia tenebrosa (Australian red waratah sea anemone), 8215 nucleotides long. RefSeq names its product activating signal cointegrator 1 complex subunit 3. Gene Ontology annotation, molecular function: ATP binding; ATP hydrolysis activity; nucleic acid binding. The record is from RefSeq and is a predicted model, not a curated record. Lineage: Eukaryota; Metazoa; Cnidaria; Anthozoa; Actiniaria; Actiniidae.